AUGCAGUCAGAUAAGAUGUACAGUAAUAAGGUUUUCAAAACAAAGACAUUUAAAGAACAGUACAAACAUAUAAAAUCUCCUUUUGUUACUUUCUUUUUCCAAGCCUUCACUGCGGUCCGUGAGGUCUUUGAGGAGACGGGAGUCCGCUCAGAGUUCAAGUCCCUCCUGAGCAUCCGGCAGCAGCACAACCUCCCAGGUGCUUUUGGUAUGUCCGACAUGUACAUCAUCAGCACCCUCACAUACGACAUCAACUUCUGCACCCAGGAGUGCCUGCGCUGUGAGUGGCUGGAGCUAACCAAGACUAGCUCCACUACUCCUAUCACUAGCCGCCUAGCCAGGCUUCUGCUUCACGGCCUGAACCAGGGCUUCGACAAGAUUGACCUGGCUAUGGAGGAGCUGCCAGCUGUCUACUCAGGGAGGUUCUACCAGCUGUACCACAGGGUGCUGCCUCCAGGACCUGCCUAGCCUAGUGCAUCGAUGCUAAUAGCACGAACACGUCAAUGCUAGUCAUAUGAGCAUGUGGAUGGUCUUUCACCAUAAUACUUGGAGUGUAUAUUUAUGACAGACUGGAAUAGGUUUUUCUGAACUGUUACACGGGAAAGAGGGUGUAGCCAAUGGUACCGAUGAUGAUCACUGUAAAGGACAUUUUUCACAAAUCACAAGACCUCUUGUCUGUAAAGAUAAAAAAUAUACACAAUUUGAAGAAAUAGGCUACUCUGUUUGGGAAGAACUCAGGGCCUCUAAGUUCUAAAAUUAAAUGAAUCAUUCAUAUGUUAAGAUUGAGAGGUGCAAUAUCAUAUACUGUAGUAUUGUACUAGGUAUACUGUUUGUUUUGCAAUGCUCGAUUUAUCUUUGCCAACCCAAUGUUCUAUUUAAAAGUUGUAUCAAGUAGAGUUCUGGGCAUGACCAAGCUAACCUGUGCU
Molecule: messenger RNA, 923 nt
Organism: Oncorhynchus nerka (sockeye salmon)
Lineage: Eukaryota; Metazoa; Chordata; Actinopteri; Salmoniformes; Salmonidae
Product: nucleoside diphosphate-linked moiety X motif 6
Exons: 1
Coding region: 1-465 (154 amino acids)
Molecular function (GO): ADP-ribose diphosphatase activity; NADH pyrophosphatase activity; NAD binding
Source: RefSeq, a predicted model, not a curated record